UGGCCAGGCGGCUCGGACGGAGCAGGGUUUUCCUUGCCAGUGAAUCGUGUAGAGUACACUGCCAGUCUCUUGUCUUCUCUUCACCAUGGCUUCUUCUGAUAUCCAGGUGAAGGAACUGGAGAAGCGUGCCUCAGGCCAGGCUUUUGAGCUGAUUCUCAGCCCUCGAUCAAAAGAAUCUGUCCCAGAAUUUCCCCUUUCCCCUCCUAAGAAGAAGGAUCUUUCCCUGGAGGAAAUUCAGAAGAAAUUAGAAGCUGCAGAAGAAAGACGCAAGUCCCAUGAAGCUGAGGUCUUGAAGCAGCUUGCUGAGAAACGGGAGCACGAGAAAGAAGUGCUUCAGAAGGCGAUAGAGGAGAACAACAACUUCAGUAAGAUGGCGGAAGAGAAGCUGACCCACAAGAUGGAGGCCAAAAAAGAGAACCGAGAGGCGCAGAUGGCCGCCAAGCUGGAGCACUUGCGGGAGAAGGACAAGCACAUUGAAGAAGUGCGGAAGAACAAAGAAUCCAAAGAUCCUGCUGAUGAGACUGAAGCCGACUAAUCUGCUCUGAGAACUGACUUUCUCCCCCUCCCCUUCCUAAAUAUCCAAAGACUGUACUGGCCAGUGUCAUUUUACUUUUGCCCUCCUGACAAAUAUUCUAGAAGCUGAUGUAGGACUGUAUAGGUAGAUCCAGACGGUAUGAUGUUGUUUUAGGGGCUGAAGGGGAGAAACAAAAAGUGUUUUACU
Molecule: messenger RNA, 721 nt
Organism: Bubalus bubalis (water buffalo)
Lineage: Eukaryota; Metazoa; Chordata; Mammalia; Artiodactyla; Bovidae
Product: stathmin-like
Exons: 1
Coding region: 86-535 (149 amino acids)
Biological process (GO): neuron projection development; microtubule depolymerization; regulation of microtubule polymerization or depolymerization
Cellular component (GO): cytoplasm; neuron projection
Molecular function (GO): tubulin binding
Source: RefSeq, a predicted model, not a curated record